Messenger RNA from Exserohilum turcica Et28A, 534 nucleotides. RefSeq lists its product as uncharacterized. Bases 26 to 250 code for a protein of 74 amino acids. NCBI's taxonomy places the organism in Eukaryota, Fungi, Ascomycota, Dothideomycetes, Pleosporales, Pleosporaceae. The record is from RefSeq and is a predicted model, not a curated record. The transcript has a single exon.
GCACGCUGCACAAGUUGUGGGUGGCAUGGCAUGGCAUGACGAUGAUGGAGAGAGCGCAGAGAGCGUCGAGGCACUGCAUGAGCAGGCCGGUUUCGCCGCCGCCGCCGCGCCGCCGACGUUUUUGUCACUGCCACACACGGCCAAGGUGUUUGGGGAUUGGCAUCCAUUUGCGCAGGUGCAUGUGCCGGUCACGCUGAUGCCCCCGCAGGUGCAGGUGCAGGUGCAGGCAGGCGCAGGCGCAGGCGGAUAACCAAGGUGUUGCUUGCCUGGCUCCGCUUUGGACGAUGGACGCUGAAUGGAUGCAUGCAUGGCGAGGUCGAGGCAGGCUGCAACCACAACGGCCGGGGCGGGACAAAAUUUUUCGCUCUUGCACUUGCACUUGGGCUUGGUUGCACUUGCUCUCCCCAAGUUGGGGUGGAGAUGGGCAAAGGGCACGGGCACUGCCAUUCGCUGCUGCUGCCCAGCACCAGAGCAAACAAGAAACGCCCACCCACCUCGACCAUCUCGACCACGACCACGACCACGACCACCAGC